Messenger RNA from Telopea speciosissima, 1938 nucleotides. RefSeq lists its product as uncharacterized. Bases 206 to 628 code for a protein of 140 amino acids. NCBI's taxonomy places the organism in Eukaryota, Viridiplantae, Streptophyta, Magnoliopsida, Proteales, Proteaceae. The record is from RefSeq and is a predicted model, not a curated record. The transcript has a single exon.
CCAUUUCUUCACAUCCCACCCAACCCAGCUAUGUUGUCUCGUAGAUAGCAAGGUAAGUAGAUUGUUGCUCGUUACAAGGCAAGGGUGGUCUACGAUCACUUCGACCAGCCGGAUACGGGCGAGGGGAGACGAAGAUGAAGAAGUACAAUCCGACGCAGAUAGCGAAAGGUCAAGCCUUAAGUUCUUCAACCGGUGUACAGUGAACAUGGUGUCGGUAGACGAACCCGAAGAGGACGAUGAGGAAGAUGAAGUGUACGAGUUCGCCGAAGAAGAGACAGAACAGGAAUCGAACCCUAUCCCGCCAACUGAAGAUGAAGUCCGGGAACACAACCUCGGAACUGCCGAAAACCCCCGACCAAUCUUCCUCAGUGCUCUUCUGGGUGAGGAAGAAAGAGCAGAAUACAUGCGCCUGUUACAGGAGUUUUCCGAUGUAUUCGCAUGGAGCUAUGCGGAAAUGCCUGGACUUGAUCCGGAGGUCGCGAUGCAUCGUCAACAUAUCAGGGAAGAUGCAAAGCCAGUGAAGCAACCCCAAAGGAAGUUUCACCCGGCGAUCAUGGAGAAGAUCGAGAAGGAAGUCCAGAAGCUGAAGGACGUAGGCUUCAUCCGUGAAGAACAGCACCCAGACUAGUUGGCGAACAUAGUCCCAGUAACUAAGAAGAACGGUAAAAUCCGUGUUUGUAUAGACUUCCGUAACCUAAAUGAUGCGUGUCCAAAGGAUGAAUUCCCUUUUCCAAUCACAGAAAGAAUGAUAUAUAAGACUUUUGAUUACGAGCGUAUGUCUUUCAUGGAUGGUUUUUCCGGUUACAACCAAAUCAAGAUGUACCCAUAAGAUCAGAAGCACACUUCAUUCCGUACCCCAUUCGGCGUUUACUGCUACACAGUAAUGCCGUUUGGACUCAAGAACAAAGGUGCGCCUUACGUGAUAGGGAUUCAAAAAAUACCAUGACCAAGAUCUUCAAUCAAGGACAUGUUGCAUAAGACGGUCGAAUGUUAUGUGGACGACCUUGCAGUCAAGAGCCGAGACAAAGAAGAUCACCUGCAAUACCUCCGAGCGGUCUUCGAAAGGUUACGACAGCACAACCUGAAGAUGAACCCGUUAAAGUGUUUCUUUGGGCUGUCUUCGGGCAAGUUUCUGGGAUUAAUUUUGCGGAAAGACGGUAUCCAAGUCGAUCCUGCAAAGAAAAAAGCCAUCCUCGAGAUGAAGCCACCUCGGAAUAUAAGAGAGUUGAAAGGACUUCAAGGACGUCUCGCCUAUAUUAGAAGAUUCAUUUCCAAUCUCUCCGAAAGAUGUCGACCCUUCUCUAAGCUCAUGAAAAAAGGGGUUCACUUUGUCUGGGACGAGGCUUGUGACAAGGCCUACGAAGAUAUCAAAGAGUACCUGACCAAGCCUCCGGUAUUGGCUGCCCCCGUAGCAGGCAGACCAUUCAUUUUGUACACAAAGGCUUUAGAUCAUUCACUGGGGGCAAUGCUCACCCAUUAUAACGAUGAAGGGAAAGAGAUGGCUCUGUAUUACCUUAGUCGAAUGAUGGUGGGGGCAGAGCACCGUUAUCCACCAGUUGAGAAAGAGUGUCUGGCCCUUAUGUUCGCGGUACAGAAAGUUAGACAUUACCUUCUCCCCCAUACCGUUUACCUUGUUUCCAGGGUAAACCCAUUGAAGGUUCACACAAGUCACGUAGCAGAUAACGCCGGCUGGGAAGUGAGACAUUAGCAAAACAACACGUGCGUACUAUGAUCGACUUUGAGAUUUUCUUCCAGUGUUUUGCUGUAGACCACUAUAUCAUCCAGGUACACCACCACGAAUUUAUCCAAGUACUCGUGGAAGAUGUUUUUCAUUAGCGUGCAGAAGGUUGCGGGUGGCUUCGUCAAGCCGAAGGGCAUGACUAAGAACUCGAAGGCACCGUAGCGGGUGACACAUGUCGUCUUAGCUUCAUCCCCUUC